AUGUCGACUAAGGUUAAAGUGGAAGCACCUGAUCUAUCUGGAACAACAGUGGCGAAAACCAGUAGCAGCAAUACCCUUGUGCAACCUCCUAUAACCCCUAAGCGCAGCAGAACCAUCGCUGCAGUGGACACGGACGAUGACGAAGACAACAGCGGAUCAGCCAGAAAGCGUCUCAUGGGAGCAGCCCCGGUUUCCAUCCAGUAUGAACCCGUCCCUGAGUACUGGGAUGACGACCCAUCAACUCACGGCAUCCCCGAGUGUUUUGGUGACGGCCCACCAAGUCCUAUCAUCAAAUACGAAGACAUCGACUUGGAGGAUGAGAAAAAUCGCUUCUUUAUAUCACCCGAUGCCCAGCGACACUACGAUCUAGGCCUAGACGCAGCCCCGAUCCCGUUUCGGCGGUCCUCCGCCCACUUGCCCUUCCCUCCUCGGCCCCAAACUCCACCGCCUCCCGGCGUACCCUUCUACCAUCCCAACUUCCCGCUGCGCCGCCCCCUCCGCUGCCCUAACCAUCGUUUCGACCACCUCAGUUUCGAGCUCAAGCAGUCCCACACCCUUUACAACCCAGAUAGAUGGUUCUACUGCUAUGAUGGCUUCAUCUGCUGGGCCGAUGACCGCGGGGUGCAUAAGAACAACCCGGAGUGCUUCUGCGGGUACCCAUCGCGCGAGGAGAUGACGACCGAAAGGUCUCAUAACCCUCGAGUGAUUUUUUACAACUGCGCUACGAAGGGGUGUAGGUUUCGAGACGCUAACUGGGAAGAUCAGCUAUCUGAAAGGGAGGUAAACGAGUAUUACGGACGGCAAAUUUACCCGAAUGCGAAAUAA
Molecule: messenger RNA, 825 nt
Organism: Daldinia childiae
Lineage: Eukaryota; Fungi; Ascomycota; Sordariomycetes; Xylariales; Hypoxylaceae
Exons: 2
Coding region: 1-825 (274 amino acids)
Source: RefSeq, a predicted model, not a curated record